AUGGUAAGAGAAAUUCCAGUUUAUGAACCAUUUUCGAUGGAUGGUGAAACUUAUGAAACUGUUUUAUCUCCAUUAGAAAAUUCAAAACAAAUUCAAUUGGUAUUUCCAUUUCAAACAACAUUUUGGACACGUUUUAAAAUAAUUGGUACAAAUGGACCAUUGGAAGAUAUAGAAGCUGGUCCUGGUGCAAGAGUACCAAUUGGAGUUUCCAGAAUUUUUAAUGUUAACGAAUUUGGUCCAUCAAUUUUUGUUGAGGUAUUUAAAAGAAAUCCAAGAACUUAUAUAGAUACACUAAAAGUAAAAACGAGAUCAGUGCAGGGUUACAGCAUCCAUUUUUUAACCCAAAAUUAA
Molecule: messenger RNA, 351 nt
Organism: Dictyostelium discoideum AX4
Lineage: Eukaryota; Evosea; Eumycetozoa; Dictyosteliales; Dictyosteliaceae
Exons: 2
Coding region: 1-351 (116 amino acids)
Source: RefSeq, a predicted model, not a curated record